Molecule: messenger RNA, 516 nt
Organism: Racocetra persica
Lineage: Eukaryota; Fungi; Glomeromycota; Glomeromycetes; Diversisporales; Gigasporaceae
Source: the annotation of a GenBank genome assembly
AUUAUUCAUAGCCAAAACGGUGCUGGCGUUUCAAAAGAAUUAUUUUUUCUCGAUUUAUCUGUUCCUUUUGACACUUCUUCUCCACAAUGGACGGAUCUUUCUACAACUUCACCUGCCCCAGUUAGUAAUUCAUGGUGUAGUGCUUCAUUGGGUGGAUCCAAUAAUAAUAUAAUAUUUUUAAUUGGUGGUUUAACGUUUGAUUCAAAUGAUAAAAUUAGUAAUUCGCUAGUUUAUACUUUUGAUACAAUUGACCAAAUUUGGUCUUCUCCAAAGAUUUCUGGCCAUUCUCCACAAAGGCGUAAAGAAAUAACUUCCAUUGUAAAUCCUGAUGAUGAAAAAAUAUAUAUAUUUGGUGGAUUAUCUGAUGCAACUACUGCAGGCCAUACAUUGACAAUACAUAAUGAAAUACUCAUUUUGAUCGGUGGGAAAGAAAUUCAUAGUGAUGGUACUGCCAAGCUUGCAGAUAUGAAUAAAAUUUGGACAUACGAUAUGAAUUCUGGAAUAUGGUCACUUAAU